Messenger RNA from Silurus meridionalis, 4247 nucleotides. It is a transcript of the gene stim2a, whose product is annotated as tromal interaction molecule 2a. The transcript has 12 exons. Bases 948 to 4049 code for a protein of 1033 amino acids. Gene Ontology annotation, cellular component: endoplasmic reticulum; plasma membrane. Lineage: Eukaryota; Metazoa; Chordata; Actinopteri; Siluriformes; Siluridae. Gene Ontology annotation, molecular function: calcium ion binding; protein binding; calcium channel regulator activity. The record is from RefSeq and is a predicted model, not a curated record. Gene Ontology annotation, biological process: store-operated calcium entry; activation of store-operated calcium channel activity; intracellular calcium ion homeostasis.
GCGGAACUUGAUAUUUCCUCUCAUUAAACAGAAUUCCUGAGCGGAAUAAACUCGUGGAAUUGAUUUAAUUGAUUCCCAACGCAGAGGCAGUGCGCGUUCCCGAUUAUCAGAGCGCGUGUCCAGAAACCAUCCACCAGAGCGCGCGUACUCCGUGUCCAGAGCGCGUUCCCUGAAACCGGAGCGCGUUCCCUGUGUCCAGAGCGCGUUCCCUGAAACCGGAGCGCGUUCCCGGUGUCCAGAGCGCGUUCCCUGAAACCGGAGCGCGUUCCCGGUGUCCAGAGCGCGUCCGGGUUUGCGUUGAGGAGCUGAAGGAGACGCGUGCGGCGAAGUGUGUGUGUGUGUGUGUGUGUGUGUGUGUGGGAUUUACGGACGGAUUUACAGCAAAAAAAACACACUUUCACACGGAGAGAUCUAACACACUUUCACCGGGCGCGCGAGGAAUAACGGAGCUCCUUUUCUAAUGGAUUAUUUUUUAUCUUCUCUCCUUCUCUUCCUUUUCUCUUGGCUACAGCAGUGUAUUUUGGGGGAAAAGUAGUGUACGCCUGUCACGUGACGUGAUUUACGCACGCGGCUUUCUAUAUUAGUAUACUGUGUGUGUGUGUGUGUGUGUGUGUGUGUGUGUGUGUGUGUGUCCACUGUGAUGAGACGUUGACAAUUUUUGUCCUCCUUGUUUAUAUAGUUUUUUAUCCAGGAGAACUUCCUGUCUUUAAUUAUAAGCUGAUUAAUAAAUGGAUCAAUAAGAAUCAAGCGCGUCUCGUGCACUCGGCAGGAACCCUGUAACAAGUCUCAUGAGUGUCUUCUCAGAGAUCUAACAGACAAACAAACAAGCGAUCAACAAAGAAAUAAGCAAGCUAACAAACAUCUACUCUGGAAAUCAGAACAUCUCCAGAGGCUACAUCAGUGUUUUGGACCCAGAGCUGAUUGGUGGAUCUGUGGAUGAAGAAUUGAUGAUGAUGCUCAGACUCCCAGUCCUGCUGAUCAGCUUUGGCAUUAGCUUGAGCUUCAGCACUGCUGAACCUGCACCAAAGGAGACCAUAACAGAUGUGUGUCAGCAGGUGAGACCUCCAUGUGUGACCGAGGCAGAUCUGUACAGCCUGGAGGCUCUGAGGCACAUCCACCAGGAGAUGGAUGAUGAUCAGGAUGGAGGGAUCGAGGUGGAGGAGAGCGUUGAGUUUAUUAUUGAGGACAUGCAGCAACAGCAGACGAAUAAACACAGUAAAUUGCACAGAGAGGACCAGCACAUCACCAUGGAGGAGCUCUGGAGGGGCUGGAAGUCUUCAGAAGUCCAUAACUGGACGCAGGAGGAUGUUCUGCGCUGGCUGAGGGAGUUUGUGGAGUUGCCGCAAUAUGAGAAGAAUUUUAAAGAAUUCCACGUGAAUGGAAACACGCUGCCCAGGAUUGCGUCCAAUGAGCCAUCUUUCAUGAGCACCUACCUGAAGAUCCAGGACCAGCAGCACAAACACAAGCUGAAGCUCAAGGCAUUGGAUGUUGUGCUGUUUGGACCUCCUACACGGCCACCACACAACUGGAUGAAGGAUGUCCUGCUCAUUGUGUCGGUAUUAAUGGGGCUGGGUGGCUGCUGGUUUGCUCAGGUACAGAACAAAGCAUCAAAGGAGCACAUUUCCAAAAUGAUAAAGGAUCUGGAGAGCCUUCAGAGAGCUGAGAAGAGUCUCCGAGACCUGCAGGAGCAGCUGGAGCGAGCCCAGGAGGAGAAGCGUACAGUAGCAGUGGAGAAGCAGUUUUUAGAGGAGAAGAUGAGAGAUGAGAUCCAAGGAGCUCAAGAGGAGGCCAACCGGCUGUAUAAGCUCCGCAAGGGGGCUGUCGGUGAACUAAGCCGCCUGAGAUAUGCUGAGGAGGAACUUGAACAGAUUCGUGGAGCGCUGAAGAAGGCAGAGCAGGACAUGCAGGCUAGCUGGUCAGUGCAGGACUCUCUGCAGCUGUGGCUGCAACUCACCCACGAGGUGGAGAUGCAGUACUACAACAUCAAAAAGCAGAAUGCCGAGCAGCAGCUGGCCACAGCAAAGGAUGAGGCAGAGAAAAUUAAGAAGAAAAGAAGUUCUGUUUUUGGUACCCUCCAUGUGGCACACAGUUCCUCUUUAGAUGAAGUGGACCACAAGAUCUUACAGGCCAAAAAUGCCCUCACAGAGGUGACGGCAUGUUUGCAAGAACGGCUGCACAGGUGGCAGCAGAUCGAGUUGUUGUGUGGAUUUGCCAUAAUGAACAAUGCUGGUCUACACAGCCUCAUGGCUACCUUGUACCCUGAUACCAACUGGAUGGUUUGGCCAAGAUCUACUCUGUCUAACUACCAAAUGCCUGCAGGCAUUGAUGACAUGGAGGAUGGAAUGCCUUCCAUGAUGCCACCAAAACUUCCUGUCACAGUGACUCCCCUCAAGCUUUCCCCUCGAGCCCUGGUCCGUUCUCGUCGAACCGGUCAUAUUGUCCAGGCACCUGUGAUUCUAUCACCUGAUCCUGAUAUUCUAAUCCCGAUUCGGCCUCCGGUCCCUUGGUUUGACGAAGAGGAAGAGGAAGCAAUCCUUUUCCCUGUGAUUGUGAAACCAGAGGGUCUGGAAACAGCCUCUGAUAUUGAUCCCAUUGGACCCACUGUUGGAAUAAUGUACACCAGCCCUGGAUUGGAUACUUCAACUCGAAAAAUAUAUCGUGACAACUUAGACCUCUUCUCCGAUUGUGUCACAAGUAAGAUUCCAGUUGAUGGACAAGAGAACAAACCCUUGCGCAGGAUAUCACGAGAGGAACUUGGGUAUCCUGUAAGGGUCGAUUCUAGAAAAGUUUCACGUGAAGAACUUCAAGUCGAAACCCAACCCAGAAAGAUCUCCAAAGAGGAACCUGAGGUGUAUACAGAUGCUUUGGUGGGUCCUGCUUGUGCAAAGGAACCUGAGGUUUCUGCUGAUUUCAAGAAGAUUCCAAUGAGUCUGCCAAUCAAUCCUAGUUAUUCUACGAUUAGGCUGUCCACCAAGGAGAAACUAGAUUCACCCACAGAACCAUACCUUGGAAUCAGAUACAUGGAUGAUGCUGAAGUAAAUGUAGGGGGUCUGCGACGGAAGAUGUUUAAAGAAAAGAAGAAUCUUUCAGGAGAGAGCUUAUCAAAAAUUAUACUUAAAGAAGAACCUGUGACAGAUAGCCAAAGUGGUGAUGCAGCGCAAGAAUUUAAUGUAAGAUCAAUACUAAAAGAGGAAACUCAGAAGAGAAAUAUCGUGUUUAAGGACAAACCCUUGGACUCUGCUUCCACAAGCUUGUUGAAAGAUGAGCUUGAUGACUUUGUCUCGACGGAUGGGCAAAAUGUAAACGUAAGAAAUACUAAAGAGCGAUUUUACAGAAAUGUCUUCAAAGAGGAACGAGGCUUGUCUAUGGACAAGGGAAAGCUCUUUAGAGGUGCGUCCAUAGACAGCACUUUUAGAAAAAAGGCCCACAAUGACUUAGAUACUUCAGUGGAAAACUGGCGAGGAAUUUCUUUAAGAGAGAGAAGGGAUAAUUCUGUACCCAUGAAGCUCUCAAGAGAGGAGCGUGAACUUGUCACAGAGAAACAAAGACUGUUCCGGGACAUUGGGCAAGAUGAGACAUUGGACACCCCUCUAGAUAAAAUCCCGAGAGAUGUCUCGGCUGUACCUGUGGAGACUGUCAGGCCAAAGAUAUCCAAAGAUGAGUUUGUCAUUCCAGAUCAAGGUCUCUUAAGCCAACCAGACCUUACAAUCAACUCUCUAAUGCUCUGGAAUCCACCCUCAGACCCCCUAAGUCAUCUAGUGUAUGAUGGGAUCUUAGAGAAAUCUUAUCAGAAUCCUUUAAAUGUUACCAGUUCGGCAGACCUCAGACAUCCUGCCUCAAUUUCCACCUCCUCCCAAAGCCUAGUGAGCAGCGAUGGUGCUAGCAGCGUUUCUACUCAAUCUGGAAAUCUCUCACCAGAAGAAUCCCGUAGUGGAAACAAAGGCAAGAAAUCUCUGAAGCUCAAAAAUCUGUUCAAGAAGAAGAAAGAUAAGGAGAAAGAUAAAGACUCAAAACGAGAACAUCCACAAGGGGGUUUACAGAAGCUGUGAGUUUGAGUCGUUACAAGAACUGGAAGUCCUAAGAACUAAAAAAUGUUCACAGGAUCAGUGUUGCUUUAAAUGCUUUAGUAACUGUUUCUUGAAGUGGGUGAUACGGAAACACUAACUGUAGGUGUCUUUAUGGAAGGUUUUGCGAGAUGAUUUUAAUGAGUAGGAACAUUUAUAUUAAUAUAGAGAUGUUUAAUGAUG